AUGCUUCCUCUCGAUGCCUUUCUUCUCCCUUUUGACAAUGGAAUGGAGAAAGCAAACCCUUGGUACACAAUUAAGAGCAAGAGUCAUCUACCAGCAAAAUUGCCAUGUCCUGACAAUUGUGGGUUGAGCAUCAACUGGCACGUUAACUCAGACUAUAAAAUCGGAUGGACAACACGGAUCAAGCUCUUCAAUUGGGAUGAGUUUUCAUUUUAUGAUUGGUUCGCUGCUAUUCAGUUCCCGGGAUAUGAAAACGUCUACUCUUUCAAUAACAUAAAACUGCCUCAACCUAAGAACACCAUUUUGAUGCAAGAACUACUAGAUCUAAAUUACUUGGUUGGAGAAGUUAAUGGGAUAAAUCAUGUCAUAGACCCUUGA
This is a messenger RNA of Fraxinus pennsylvanica, 375 nucleotides long. The record is from the annotation of a GenBank genome assembly. Lineage: Eukaryota; Viridiplantae; Streptophyta; Magnoliopsida; Lamiales; Oleaceae.